This is a messenger RNA of Pseudopodoces humilis (Tibetan ground-tit), 640 nucleotides long. NCBI's taxonomy places the organism in Eukaryota, Metazoa, Chordata, Aves, Passeriformes, Paridae. The record is from RefSeq and is a predicted model, not a curated record.
AGUGACGUAUUUUGGCGGCGCGGGGCGCGCGGCAGUGACGUCAGCGCGGCUGCGACGGGAGCGGGAGUGCUCCCAGUUGCUCCCAGUUGCUCCCAGUUCCCCCAGUUUGGGCCAUGUCCCUGGCGGACGAGCUGCUGGCUGACCUGGAGGAGGCCGCGGGGGAGGAGGACGAGGCCGAAGGCUCCGAGGGGGGGGAGGAGCCCCCGAUCGAGGACGUUCGGGAGGAGCCGGAGCCGCCCGAGGCCGCCGAGUCCGUGCGGAGCAUCGCCAAGCUCUGGGGCUCCAAAGCGUUUGCCGAGAUCAUGCAGAAAAUCGAGGAAUACAUCGGGAAACAGCCCAAGGCUGCCGAAGUUUUGGGGCCGGUGGAGGCGGCUCCCGAGUACCGGGUGAUCGUGGACGCCAACAACCUGACGGUGGAGAUCGAGAACGAGCUGAACAUCAUCCACAAGUUUAUCCGGGAUAAAUAUUCCAAGAGAUUCCCGGAGCUGGAGUCGCUGGUUCCCAACGCCCUGGAUUACAUCCGCACCGUCAAGGAAUUGGGCAAUUCCCUGGAUAAAUGCAAGAACAACGAGAACGUUCAGCAGAUCCUGACCAACGCCACCAUCAUGGUGGUCAGCGUCACCGCCUCCACCACACAGGG